Molecule: messenger RNA, 1409 nt
Organism: Aspergillus aculeatus ATCC 16872
Lineage: Eukaryota; Fungi; Ascomycota; Eurotiomycetes; Eurotiales; Aspergillaceae
Exons: 5
Coding region: 236-1321 (361 amino acids)
Source: RefSeq, a predicted model, not a curated record
AUUUCUCUAUGACUUAGUGUCUGUCUCUUCGCCAGGUUAUCAAGCUGAAUAGUAGGCUAGCCCCAUCUCUCCUCUCAAUUCAUGCUUACGAGCAAAUGUCUUUCCAUUUCAGGAGUUCUUGUCACUCAGAUGAGUUGCUCGAUGGUUUUAUAUAAGGUUCAAGUGUCCGAUGCUACACUGCAAGGUCAAUAAGCAUCUUCGCUCUUGUACUGCACUCGCACGGAGUUUCAUCACCAUGGCUACGUCUCACACAAGUUCGACCACUGUUAAUGCAUUGAACCUCAUUUUUACUGUUCUCGCAGUAUGCGCAGUGGGACUUCGAUUUUAUACGCAGCGAGUCACUCGACGUGAGUCUAAUGUCAGUGACUACAUGCUUGUUAUUGGCACAAUCGCCACUGUCAGUGUCACGGUCGUUGGUUACCUGAUGGUCUAUAUUGGCGGUGCUGGAAAACAUGUCACUGAGCUAACAGAGACAGAAAUGGAGAAUGUUCUGAAACUUUUCAUUGCAGCUCCUAUACUGUGGGGGGUGGCGACAACGGCAAUCAAGCUUUCGAUUCUUGCCUUCUAUUACAUUGUCUUCCGCAACCGUCAGCUUUGGAUUGCUGUCUAUUGCACUGCCGCAGCAACUAUCUGCUUGUUCAUAAUCACAUUUGUAGAGCCCCUCGUUCAGUGCCGACCGUUCCGGUAUACAUGGGAUAAGUAUCACACAACAGGAACUUGCGUGAACAUGCAGCCUCUCCUGAUUGCGAUCGCGGCUCUCAAUCUCGCCAUUGAUCUCACUAUUUUCUGCCUACCUCUGCCCACCCUCUGGAGGCUCCAGAUGAACCUUCGGAAAAAGCUCGAACUCUCCGUAAUUUUUCUUCUGGGUCUAAUUGUCUGCGUGAUGUCUGGGAUUCGAAUCAAAGCGCUGAUUCAGCUCGAUCAGAAUGAUUUCACAUUCACAGUUUUGGAUGAUUGCCUGUACGGGUUGCUGGAGAUCAGCCUCGGUAUCAUCAACGCCUGCCUUCCGUUUCUACGGCCUCUGGCCUCAAGCGCCAGACUCGGGUCUAGGACGGGUGGCUCGCAGAGCAAAGGGCAGCUACUCAGUGACGAGCCACCUCGCGCACGGAAACAGCAGCAGCUACUCAGUGGGGCCAGCACGGACACAGUUUCUCUACACAAAGUCGCGGGUAAUUCGGGAUGCGCGACCCACAUUAGUCUCGGGCCUGAGGAUACAGGGACUGGCGAACGUGUUGGUGGUGGGAAGCGGAUCAUGGUCAACCGUUCAGUGAGCAUGUCAAUCCAGACGGGUUCACAGACGGAGGUCUCAGAGCUUGUUUAGCUCAGUGGGGGCGGGCGGGUUAUGAUUUGUGCUUCAGUGGUACGGGGGAAGGGGGAAGGGGGAAGGGGGAACCGAACCAGGGGGGUUG